Messenger RNA from Oncorhynchus masou masou (cherry salmon), 1734 nucleotides. Its product is annotated as leucine-rich repeat, immunoglobulin-like domain and transmembrane domain-containing protein 2. The record is from RefSeq and is a predicted model, not a curated record. The coding region runs from base 112 to 1734 and encodes 540 amino acids. Lineage: Eukaryota; Metazoa; Chordata; Actinopteri; Salmoniformes; Salmonidae. The transcript has 3 exons. Gene Ontology annotation, molecular function: protein binding.
UAUUCAGUUUUAACUAUAGCGUUGCUAUUCUGUCGAUUUACUCCUGGAUCAACUUCUUGUUUACCCGGCUGCUCUUGCACAAAUGACAACUUGGGAAGAUCCCUACUUUGCAUGGAAACAGCCAUGGGACGAAUCCCAGACAAUGUUCCAAAUGAUUUCAGUAAAAUUCGAAUAGAGAAUUCUCAUCUGACCGAAUUACCCCGCGGCUCCUUCUCUAAAGUUAGUGCCUUGGUGUCUCUAUGGUUGAAUUUCAACGACAUCACCCUAAUGAACAUCAAGAGCCUGGAGGGGCUGACGAAUCUAACCGAACUACGGCUACAGGGGAACAAGCUGCGUUCAGUCCCAUGGACAGCGUUCCAGGAUACGCCGAACCUGAAGAUUUUGGACCUGAAACAUAACCGACUAGACGUGCUCCCGGAAUCUGCCCUGAGACAACUUCCAGGCCUGACCUAUUUAGACUUAUCCUUCAAUCAGCUUACCGUCAUAUCCAGGGAUGUCUUCCUCAACUGGCCUCUCCUCAACACCCAGGAGAGAAAAGGAGGUACAGAGCCCAGCAGUGGAGAGGCCAACGUUGUUUUAGCGCUGCACGACAACCCUUGGCUGUGUGACUGCCGUCUCAAAGGUUUCGUAGAGUUUAUCAAAAGUGUUAGUCCGCCUCUAAUUCUGAUGAACUCGUACCUGAUGUGCACGGGCCCCAGUUCCAGAGCGGGAAAGUUCUUCCACGAAGUCGGUUUGAAAACAUGCAUGAAGCCCGAGGCCUCAGCCUCAGAAAGCAACAUGACGGUGUCACUGGGGGACAAGGUAACCCUCCGGUGCUUAGUCAAAGCCAGGCCUGACCCCGCCAUCCACUGGUCAUACAGCCUGAAGAUUAUACGGGGAUUUACUGUCUCAGAGACCCGUGUGGACGAUGAGACCAUCAGAUCUCAGCUGGUCAUCCCAUCCCUUCACCUGGCGGACCGAGGCGCUUACACCUGCUUCGCCAACAACUUCAUAGGCAACUCCUCCAUCAGUGUCCUGGUCAACAUCAAGUCUUUCAACGCCUCCUCCUCCUCCGUUGGUGCCGCCAUGUCUCUACCCCCGUUCCCCCUGGCCUCAGCCGACGAGAACGUCUACAUUGACAUACGCAUCUCCAAGCAGACGGUCUACGGCAUCACUCUGGAGUGGUACGCGGCGAUGGACAACCCUGCAGAGACCUGGUUCACCGUCCACUUGGGGAAAUACCACUCUGACAAAAAGGAGUUGACAUACAUCGGGCCGGGCAUCAACACCUAUUCGGUCAACGACCUCCUACCGGUUACUAAAUACGAGGUGUGUGUAACGCUGAAGAACCAGAUGCCCCGCGCAGGCCAGUGCAUCGUGUUUGUAACAGGAAGUGACAUCAGUCAGCUGGAACAACGGGAGAAGCUCAUCCAUAUUAUCGUGAUCGUGUGCGCCAUGGUGCUGGCGGUGCCCGUGGGAAUGUACGCCUGCACCACCGACACCAGAUGUAAGUUCAGCUGCCUGGACCGCUGUACGGAGCAGUGUAAGAGGAGGAGGAGGCAGGAGAAGACCCUGAGAACCAAUGGGGAGAGACAGGGGACCUUCGACAGCCUCCAGGCCGCCAGCGAUGAAGGACUCUGUGGAGACUCUGAAGAGGUGAUGAAGAAGAGGAGUAAGUCCUCAGACGAAAAAAACAACCACAGGGGAAAAGCACAAGAUCUCCCAGAGACAACCACUGGAGCAAAGCUAUAUUAG